UGCACACAAACAUCUGAUAGUGCGACCCAGAGCAUCUCAUUCACAGUCCGCAAUGUCAUCUGAAGAGCUCGCACUGAAGCUGCAGCGUAGGCUGGACGCCGAACAGCAUGACCCGAAACCCCGUUCACCGGUGAUCCCGGUACAAACAGAAGCGAGCGAGGAGCCGCCGGUGAAACCUGCCACCAUGAACGGCGACGCGACCUCUGAACUCACGGAGAAACUCAAUCGCAGGUUGGAUAUUCAAGACGGCACGUCGAAGCCCAAACAGAUGAAGGUUUUCAAUCGGUAUAGUGAGUUCAAAGAGUUCUCCCGCAAACAGAUCAAAGAUAUGGAGAAUAUGUUCAAGAGAUUUGACUCUGGUAAAGAUGGCUUUAUUGAUCUUAUGGAACUCAAGCUGAUGAUGGAGAAGCUUGGAGCUCCACAGACUCAUUUGGGACUGAAAAACAUGAUCAAGGAAGUGGAUGAAGAUUAUGACGGCAAACUCAGCUUCAGAGAGUUCCUGCUGAUCUUCCGGAGGGCCGCUGCAGGUGAGUUGCAGGAAGAGAGUGGGCUUAUGGCUCUCGCUCGGCUUUCAGAGAUUGACGUCUCGACUGAAGGAGUUCUUGGAGCGAGGGACUUCUUUGAGGCCAAGGUUCAGGCUCUGUCCGUGCGCAGUAAGUUCGAGGCAGAGAUACGAGAAGAGCAAGAGGAGAGGAAGAGGAUGGAACUCGAAAGAAAACAACGGCGUGCUGCGUUUAAAGAGCUACAAUCUACAUUCUCAUAAACACACACAUAACACAUCUUACCGUUUACUCAGUUUAGCACAUCUAUGUCUCUUUUUCACCCACAAAUAAAUACUAAUUCUUUAUCGGCACAUUUUAAAUGCACACAAUCACACAAAUACGUGCACUCUCAGCCUCUUGGAUCUCACAUCUAAAUAUAAUCACAGCCACGGGGUAACACUGAACAAGUAGCAUUAGCAUUAUUGGUAGCUUGCAGCUAUCCUGAAAUAUGUAUGUGGAACUAAUGUUGUUGAUGGGGACCUUCAGAUUAGGGCCAUGCGGAGAGGCUGUAGAAAACACUGAAGUGACCGAAGCGAGUAAGAUUUCAGGAGGGUUGUCAAAGCUAAUUUAAGUUUAAAGAUAAAACAGCACACACUUUAAAAGACUAGAUUGUGCUUCUAUUUUACUCAUUCAAGUAACUAUAUAUUUUUAGAAACAAAACCAAAGGUUUGUUGUGAAGUUAUUUAGUGUUGAUCAUAAUUUUAGACACAUGCGAUGUUGAGGCACAAAUAUUGAUUAUGACUAACAGAUGAGAUGUUAUGUACAAAGGAAACUAUGGUAACCAAGUGUCAAGAAAUAUUUUUAUUUUUUAUAUAUUUUAAUCAUUUUGUUUCAUUUUUCUUUUUUUAAAGUCCUACAUAUGUGACACCUAAGUUUUGGUUGAUUGUAUUUUAUAUUGGAUGUUCAUAUAAUGUACAAGUGACUCUUAUAUGGUAUGUUUGCUAAUAUCACAAAGCCCAUUAAAUCACUAUUUUUCAGA
Messenger RNA from Xyrauchen texanus (razorback sucker), 1521 nucleotides. It is a transcript of the gene efhd1, whose product is annotated as EF-hand domain family, member D1. The coding region runs from base 53 to 763 and encodes 236 amino acids. Gene Ontology annotation, molecular function: calcium ion binding. The record is from RefSeq and is a predicted model, not a curated record. Lineage: Eukaryota; Metazoa; Chordata; Actinopteri; Cypriniformes; Catostomidae. The transcript is spliced from 4 exons.